AAUUCAUCAACAUCUUCAUCAACAUUAUUAGGAAUGACUCCAGAAACUGCGAGAAGAAAUCGUUGUACAAUUUGUCAAAAACAAUUCAAGAGACCAUCUUCAUUACAAACUCAUUUAUAUUCACAUACUGGUGAAAAACCAUUUGCUUGUACUUGGGAUAAUUGUGGUCGUUUAUUUUCAGUGAGGUCAAAUAUGAUUAGACAUCGUAAAUUACAUGAACGU
Hansenula anomala is the source of this 222-nucleotide messenger RNA. RefSeq lists its product as uncharacterized. Gene Ontology annotation, molecular function: DNA-binding transcription factor activity, RNA polymerase II-specific; RNA polymerase II cis-regulatory region sequence-specific DNA binding. Gene Ontology annotation, cellular component: nucleus. The annotation marks the transcript as partial. The transcript has a single exon. NCBI's taxonomy places the organism in Eukaryota, Fungi, Ascomycota, Saccharomycetes, Phaffomycetales, Wickerhamomycetaceae. Gene Ontology annotation, biological process: regulation of transcription by RNA polymerase II. The record is from RefSeq and is a predicted model, not a curated record.